UAGUUCUUGUUUCCUGGUGUAUCAAUUGAAGCUAGCAAAUCCAUACCAUCUCUACUUGCAAAUAAUUAACUAAACCCUAAUAUCUCUCUAACCUUCCAUGGCUGCUCCAAACCAGCUCCAAAUCGUGAUCCCUAAAGAAAAUGGCGCCGUUCCCAAAAUGGAGGAAGAAAUCGACUACUUCGAGAGGGCACAGUGGCUGCGAGCGGCAGUGCUCGGAGCCAACGACGGGCUGGUGACCAUCGCAUCACUGAUUUUGGGCGUGGGAGCCCUCAAACACGAUGCGAGGGCCAUAAUCCUCACCGGCUUCGCCGGACUUUUUGCCGGCGCGUGCAGCAUGGCCAUCGGUGAGUUUGUGUCGGUGUACACGCAGCUGGACAUAGAGAAGGGCCAGAUGAAGAGAGAGAAAGGAAUGGGUGAGGAUGAGUCGGAGAAGGAGAAGGAGAGGCUUCCGAACCCUUGGCAGGCAGCGGCGGCUUCGGCCCUCGCGUUCUCUUUGGGAGCUGUUGUGCCGCUGCUUGCUGCCGCGUUCAUAACCGAUCACAGGGUGAGGGUGGGGGUGGUGGUGGCGGCCACCACCUUGGGGCUGCUGGGGUUCGGAGGCGCCGGGGCGGUGCUGGGGAGGACUAAGGUGGUGAGGGCAUGUGUUAGGGUGGUGGUGGGUGGGUGGAUGGCCAUGGCUAUCACAUUUGGUCUCACUAAGUUGCUAGGCUCCAGUGGAUUUGGAAUGUGAGCUCUAAUGCUUGUAUCAUGUGUGUCUGAAUGGAGCGUCCCCUUCAUUAUCUAUCCUUCUUUUGCAUGGAAGGUAUUAUUGUGUAGUAUUAAUAGCAUGCAACAAAAUGUGCAUUGGCAUGAAACGUAAACUAGUUUUCAUGCAACAAACGUUUUGUUGGGAAAUAAACUUUCACUAAGCUUGUAUCUAUCAGCUCGAUUUGACACGCAUGUGUGAACCUAUGAAGUUUUAUUUAUCGUA
Salvia miltiorrhiza (redroot sage) is the source of this 970-nucleotide messenger RNA. RefSeq names its product vacuolar iron transporter homolog 4-like. The transcript has a single exon. Gene Ontology annotation, biological process: intracellular manganese ion homeostasis. Gene Ontology annotation, cellular component: membrane. The record is from RefSeq and is a predicted model, not a curated record. Lineage: Eukaryota; Viridiplantae; Streptophyta; Magnoliopsida; Lamiales; Lamiaceae. The coding region runs from base 98 to 730 and encodes 210 amino acids. Gene Ontology annotation, molecular function: manganese ion transmembrane transporter activity; iron ion transmembrane transporter activity.